Molecule: messenger RNA, 975 nt
Organism: Merops nubicus (carmine bee-eater)
Lineage: Eukaryota; Metazoa; Chordata; Aves; Coraciiformes; Meropidae
Product: 2-oxoglutarate receptor 1-like
Exons: 1
Coding region: 1-975 (324 amino acids)
Biological process (GO): G protein-coupled receptor signaling pathway
Cellular component (GO): plasma membrane
Molecular function (GO): G protein-coupled receptor activity
Source: RefSeq, a predicted model, not a curated record
AUGGGAUCUGAACACACCGGCAACCUUACUGCUCUGCCAGGCCACACAGACCUGUCGACAAGCUGCAAGGAUGAAGAAUUCUUAGAGGUGAGGUCCUAUCUCUCCGUCCUUUAUGGGCUAAUCUUCCUGGUGUGCUUCCCAGGGAACAUUGUGACAAUUUUUGCUUACUUUGUCAAGAUAAGGCCCUGGAAAAGCAGCACCAUCAUUAUGCUAAACCUGGCUAUCACUGACCUAUUAUAUGUAGCCACACUUCCUUUCUUUAUACACUAUUCUACCAACGGAAAUAACUGGAUUUUUGGAGACUUCAUGUGCAAGUUUAUUCACUUUUGUUUCUACUUCAACAUGUACAGUGGCAUUAUCUUCCUCAGUUGCUUCAGCAUCUUCCGCUUUUUUGUAGUUGUCUACCCAAUUAAAUGCUUUUUUAUUCAAAACCGGAGGUGGGCAGUGGUGACCUCCCUCGUAGUCUGGCUGAUUUCCCUGGCAGCCAUCAGCCCCUUGGGCACCUUGAUUGCUACGAAGCAUACUCAGAACAGGACGACGUGCCCAGACCUGGCUGCUGCUGAGGACCUUGACGCCAGUCGGUGGUACAACUGGCUGCUGACGGUGUUUGCCUUCUUCUUGCCCUUGCUGGCGGUGACUCUGUGCUACGUGCUCAUCAUUUGCACCUUGGCUACCGGGCCCCACACGCGGGCUUGCUACAAACAGAAGGCUCGCCGACUUGCUCUUGUCCUCUUGGUGGUCUUCUACGUGUGCUUCCUUCCCUUACACAUCUUCCGAGGGAUCUGGCUGGAGCUCCGAGUACGACCGGUUAGCUGCCACUUGAAGAGCACGAUCCUUUUUAUGCUGAUUAUAGCCAAGCCUCUAGCAGCGUUAAAUACUUUUGGAAACUUAAUGCUCUAUGUGGUGAUGGUAGACAACAUCCAGCAGGCGAUCCUCUCGCUCCUCAAGGUCUUCACAAACAAGAACUUGAAGUAA